Molecule: messenger RNA, 6591 nt
Organism: Caenorhabditis auriculariae
Lineage: Eukaryota; Metazoa; Nematoda; Chromadorea; Rhabditida; Rhabditidae
Source: the annotation of a GenBank genome assembly
AUGCGUCUAGUUUUUCUAUUGGCCACGAUUUUUUCAACGAGUUUUCAAAUUCCCGCUCCGAUUCCCGAGAUUACUGUCGUGGCAAAUGCAACACAAAGAUUCGUGCGACAGGAGGACGUUAAUUCAGAUCCGUGCCUCGACACCAGUCCUGUCAGUGUUAAAAUGCAGAAAAAAAUCGGCGUGUUCAAUGCUUGAAAUGUCUGGAAAUCAAGAAAAAAUUCUUUGGAUUAGAGAAAAAAAAAUCGGCCUUUUUUUGAAUGUUACUCAGAUUUUUCGAAUCACUUUUCUUCAAUAACUUCAAAAAUCGAAGAUUCUUCCGAAAAUUACAUAUUCCUAAUUUUCUAUAGCUUUACGCGACCAUGAUUUCUCGAUUCUGAAGUAAUUUAUGGUAGUUAUACUCUAGGGGCGACACCAGAUUCAUUCUGAAAUCGAGUAUUUUUCGGUUUUUUUUGUUGAAUUUCGCAUUCAGAUAAUAAUGGGUGAAGCUUUACUUUUCAAAGAAGCUCGAAAAAAUUACUGUUUUCGAGUCAUUUUUUCGAUUUUAAAACAAAAUAAAUAACGUGUUCAAUGGAGACAUGUUUCACGUUUCCAUUGAACACGUUAUUUAUUUUUCUGUUGGAACAAUAAUUUUAUUUUUAUUUCAGGUGGAAACGCCGCAUUUCAUUGAGUUGCCUCAGAGGUACAGCAAAAUCGUGGACAGGCCAUGGAUUUGGUCCGGCGUCCCUACCAAAGUUUGUCUCAAAAUCAACAAAAAAAAAUUUGUCGUAUAAUGCCGGAACAAGAGCCAUCGCAGACGUUUUUAGCCAUCAAUCAAGUUUAUGACAUGUCUCCGUUUUCAGAUGAUGUUCGGAGAAAUAAAAAAGAGAAGAAGUCGUUCAGAAUGGACGUAAUAGGUUUCAAAAAUGAAACGUUUGAAUUUCUCAACCAUUUUACCUUAAGUUAUUUUGAAAUUAAAAUUUUAGAGUAAUUUUAGCAUAAUACUGGCUCCGAAAUUUUCGUCAAGAGAAGGGCCGUUUGAAUAUUAAUAUUCAUAACUUUUUAAACUAACUGCCUUCUAAUUUCAGCUUUUCAAAAGUUACGGGGUGACCUAUCAGUGGGCUUGGAUGAAGGCGUUGAUAGUCCGUGGACUGAAGGACACGGUAAAGUGUUUAUUUAUUUAUUUUUCUGUUCAAAAUUAAGAGAUUUUUUCCUGAGUUUUUUUGGUUACUGUAGCUCUGUUCUCGCAAGAAAGCGAAAUUCAGAGCUCUAGUCUUUCUGUUAAGAAACUAGAGCGUAAAGAAACAUGCUGGAAUUCAAAAAGUUCUCGAGGUGAAGAGCCUUUUUCAGUGUUUUUUGGUCAUGAAUAAUUUUUGCGUGCUUAGGAAACCCAGAAAGGUUUUUAAAAUUAGCUUUUAAAAAAUAAUGGAAUUUUUUCACAGAUUGGGGACUUGCUGCAGUUUCUCGAUUCGAAAAGCUGUCUUUUUCGUUCCAGCCGGUGCGACGGUUCGCGAUUUGCUCCAGAAAAAAACAGCCGGUGUUUCUGGCCGGCGAAGUCAGCUGUGAUAUGCACGUUGUCCGUUUUUAAUUUUGCCUAUUUUCCUAUUAUUUUAUCGUCAUUUUUUCAAAACUACUCUUGAAAAAUUCUAGUUUUUGGUCUCGAGUACAGAGAACUUCCAUUUCAGCGUAGAAAAGAAUAGUUUUAGUUUUAAAAAAAUCAUGUUUCUCCCAAUUUGAAUUUCCAGAUUUUUCUAAAAAAAAAGGUUCAAAAACAUGACCCUGACUCGAUUAACGGUUAAAGUGAGCGAAAAAAAGUUAGUUUAAUCUUUUUUAUAGUUUGCUACUAUUUUUCGCAUCAGUGUUAAUUUUUGAAUCUAUGCUCCAUCAUUUUUUUCCAAUCCAAAGCUUUUUGAAUCGGAAUAUUUAUGAAUUCAUUUUUUUAUUUUGAGCCCAUUCCAUUCAUGAAUUAGGACUUUUUCCGGAGCUUUUUGGCAUCAAUGAUUUCGAAGUAAAAACAAAAAAAUUUUUAUGUUAUUUGAAAUGCAGUUUUGAAAAAUUUGAAAGAUGAAAAAAAUAUUUUUAAGCUAGAUUUUUUUAGCUCUAGUUCCUUUGUUGAAAAAAAAAAGUGAAGCUUGAAUGCUGUCAGUCAUUAGUCAAGUUAAAUAAAGCUUUAAUCAUUCGAUUUCCGUGUUUCCAUUUUUUAUAGUCUUUUCCAGUGUGAGAAUUCUUCAAAAACUGAAAGUUUCUUUUCAUUUCUCUCUUCCAAAAAUAUUUUCAGCGUGACAAUUCUUCGAAAACUGUAAAUUUCUUAUUGUUUUUUUCAUCGAAAACACUUUUUUUCAGCUCUACCAAGCCUGUGUUGAUCGCUACGGACCGUCUCCAUGUGCCUUGUACCCGUUGGAAAAUGGAAAUUACCGGAUGGAGAUUGGAGACGCUGCUUAUAAUGGGUAAAUUUCAGCUAACUUGGGCCAAAUCCCACUAAAAAUCCACAUGUGCAUUAGACGGAGAUCUUUUUCAAAUAUUUUGUUAGUUCGCGAUUUUUUAAAAAUUUAAUCACAGAUGAUUUUUGCUGGAUUUGUUCAAAGGAACAUUGGCUAAUUAAUGAUAAUGGUAGUGCAUCAAAAAAUUAUUUUUAGUGUUGUUUUCUAUUCUUUCAAUACUUUCUUACGCCUUUGAAGACUCAUAAAGAUUUUAUUUUGGCUUCACAGUCACUAGUUGAGUUGGAAUAUCAAAUAAUACUUGCCUUGUUUUUUUUUCCCAAAUGUUUUUCUCACAAGAAAAACAAUGGAUGAACUAUUAUACAGUAAAGAGUUUCGAAAUUGUAUUUUUUUCAGGUCAAUCGACACGGUUUGCGCAGAUCCUAUCGUGUUUCAUGAAUGGGGCACAAUGUUGAAUGUUUCCAAUCUCAAUAAUUUGUCAUAUACGGUCGACGUGAUGGGAAUUCUCGAAGACGGCAUCGGAGACGUUGUUCGUUGCUUCGAAAAUUGAUACAAAUAACUGGGAGGAAAAUUGUUGUCGGGAUGUCCUUUGAAGUUUUUCAAUGCGCCUUUAAUCGAAUCGCCAUUGUCUUCGAUGUGUUUUUGUUCUCGUGACUUUUCCACUUAUCAUACGCUGAGGAUUGAUUAAUUCAAAAUUCAAAAAUUCUUCAGAAAUAAAGGCGCAUGGACGACGCUUUAAAUGAUUAUUGACGCGAAAAAUGUGUCUUUUUUUUAAAAUGAAUUUUGGGCUAGCCUUGAAUGCACUAGAGCUUUGACAUUUUCCCAAUUUUAGUAUCUUAUUGAUGGGACGGGUAGAGGCUUGAAGGACCUUUGUAUGAUGAAAAUAUCGGCGGCUGUGGAUGAUCGCCAAGUCGAGGCGUGGUCGGCUCAGAGUCUGUGGAAGAAUUUGAGGUUACUUAUAUCUCUUUUUCCCUUAUUACCGAUUUUUCCGCAGAUUUUUCGAGCUGCGAGCCUUGGAAUUCACCUUGUUCCCGGGUAAUCUGAACAAGGAGGUCAAGGCGAAUAUCAAGAAGAUGUACGAUAAAAAGGUUUUGUGAUUAUUUGAGUAGAAGUUUCGUAAUUUCAGACUUAUUGGAUCUAAAAAUUGAAUUGAAGUUUUCUCGAAACGAUUCGAAGAUUUUCAAAAGGAGAGUUUUUUGAAGACGGUCCAAACAUAUUACUGCGAAGCUGUGCUCCGAGGCGUUUUGGAGUGGUCUGAGGGCCCAUCGGCCACCGUUUGCCACGUCGUUUACCCAGAUAAUGAUCGUCGACGUUUCGUUUCUAGGUCCAGAACAAUGAUCCGCGAAGGGCUCGGUCUGAAGACUCAGAUUCCUUCCCGAAAAAAUCAGUUCGAUACUUUCCAGGAAACUUCUGGAAGGAACAAGUUGCCCAGGACAUCGACGGCUUGGAGGCCAUGUAUCUGACUCCCAAACAGUUUGUCGAGACCAGAAAUCGGCUUUUGAACCGCACUGCCAAUGGUUUCUGACUCACGAUUUUUUAGUUUAAAUAGCAAAGUCUUGAGAUAAUUGUCACACAUUUAGCGAAGGUUAGCGCGAAAAGAAGAGGCUUAGACGUCUCUGUAGCUUUUUGUCUCAAUGUAUCGAUGAAUAGAAAAAGUUUUCAGUACAAAUUGGCAAUUUUGAAUUUUUUUUUUCGUACUAGGUGUCGAAUAUUCCGAAAAUUAUAUUAAACGUUUCUGAACUAAUUUCACAUCAUUCUCCAUUUUUACUCACCCUGAUCGUUGAAAAAAGUAUUUUUAAAGUUUUUAGAAAAAUCUUCAAGCUAUAAAGUUAUUUGAGCUGUUUAGAGACUCUUGGAAAAAAAGACCUGAAUGAUAGUUACAAAUAGAAAAAAAUUAUCUCAAAACAUUACGUUGAUUUUUUUUUAGUGGAAACGCUGCGGAUCACCGCGAAACAAAUUGUUCAUGACAAACCGAUGGUCGAAGAUAUUUCUGAGGUAAUCGUUUUCGAAAAAAAAGUACAGUUUUUCAAAUUUCGCCCGAGGGCUAGAGCUCUCAUUAAUUCACUGUACAAGUCUCGUGAGCGCAGUGAAUAAGGAGAGAAAAAAAAAGUAAUUUGAAGGACAGUGAAUUGUGGCUGUGGUCUUUUAGGUUCACAAGCGGCCCAUAAUGGGCAAGUCGGAGGCUCCAACCGAGCUUCCGCCGGAUUUCCCGAGUGCUCCCAAGGCGUCACCCAACAAAGAGCUCAAAUUCCAGGAACCGCCCUCAUUUGGUAAGGAACUUCUUCUUUUUUGUAUGAAUUGGUGUUCGGCGGAAACAUGGAGAAGAAGAACGCUAGAUUUCUGAGAUUCUUAUUUACUUCUACAACUUGGAACGCAAAAAACAAAAAAAUUGGAAGCUCGAAUAAAAAACGAAUGAUAAAAACUUUUAUCUUAUUUUCUGUAGAAAAGUUUACACAAACAAGAUUAUACAGGGUGAGUACUAAAUAUUGAAACAACGGUUUCAGGACUGGUGUACCCAUCAUACUUGAUAAAUAAAACUCACUCAUAAUUUUUUAGAGUCUAUACGCCUUCGUGAACUUGAAGUCUUAACAUUUUUCUAAUAUCUUGUUUUUUUGAUCAAAUCAUGAUAAAUUGAAACCUACCAAUCGGUUGCCCAAAAUCAGGUUUUGGCACGCUGCUAACCAUCAUCUCUAACAACGGCAAUUUUUCUUAGAAGGGAGCCAACUCUAGGAACCCAAAUUAUUUUUGUCUUAUACUACUAGCGUUACUCUUUAUUCUAAAUGUGUUUCAGGCUACUCUAGAUUUACUUUCUUUUUAGAACUGCAAAAUAUGCGAAAAAAAUCUAAGAUCAACGAUUAAUCGCAUAUUACAGCCCCCCUCUCAAAUAAGAACAGCCUAACCUUGACCCAAUUAUAUAUUUUUCAAAGCUGAGACUUUGGGCUUUUGUAUAAAGUAGUCCUACCCUGAAUUAGAAAAAAUCAAGUUCGAGCAGUGAUAAAAUUCCGUUUUGCAUGAUUUUGAAAAUGAAAAAAACGGUUUUGUUAGCUCUUUUCGGGGAGUGCUCCUAUCAUUUUUGUUAACGCUCAUUGAUGGAAAUUUCUAAGAAAUAUUGCGAAAAACCCAAAGUUUAGUUUUUGUGUAUUUAUUUGAACAUGAACGUUCAGAUAACUUUUUACCAGUUGUAAACAUCGAAAAAUGACCGCGUGCCGUUGGAGCUUGGGUCCUACACUCUUUUCGAGCCAGAGCAGAGCUGAAUGAAGAUGGGAAUCGGAAUAGUUUCAUGAAUUUCGGAAUGUACAUGCCAGAAUUGCCAAUGAAAAGUUUUGGUACGGAUCAUUCACUUUUCCUCGGAGUUGCGCUUGUUCAAAGGUGUUUCAAUAAUUAGUACUCACCCUGUAAUGAAAAAACCUUGACUGCAGUGCUUUUGAAAAGGAUUUUGAAAAGCCGAUUUUAAACAAAUUUUAAACAAAUUGAAUUCGAAAUAAGAUGAUCAAAUAUUUGUUCUAUGCUCUUUACCUUAGAAGAAAUAGUUUGAUUUUUACCCGUUCUCUUCAUUUGAUAUCAAUUUUUUUGUACUGAAACUUUUUAACGGUUGUAUAAAAAAAUUCUCUGUAACUUUGAAAGGCGCGAAAGCUCUAUGUGAUCUAAAAUUAAACUGAGAGCGGCUCUUCGCUUCCAGACCUUCAUAUUCUCCUUUACCCCAUGAAAGAUGGCUGAAAACACUUCACACCACAGAACGCUUAAGCAUUAGAGAGUCAAAAAAAAAUUCUUUAUUUGGAGCUUGGUUUCAGUGAUUUUAUGACCCUAAAUAUGUCUAAUUCAGAAUUUCAAAACCCAGUGGCGUACGAGGAGCUGUUGGAAGAGCCGAUGCCGGCCGCCGACGUCUCAGACUACGUCAACGACCCGAUGAUCGUGGUCAACGGCGAACUGCUGCAUUCCGCCACGGCCAGCGCCCCUCUCAUCAACGAGUUCAUCGAGGAAAAGUCCAACGAACCGGUCUUCAUAUCCUCAUCUUUUCCCUCCCUGCCUCUUAUCUUUUUUCCCUCACUUAUUACAUAUGUUUUCAUAUAUUUUGUUUAGAUUUUUUAGUUUCCCAGUAUUGCACGAGCUUCAGAUGUUCCACAUUCCAAAGUUUCCGUGCACACCGCUUGCAACUUACCCAAACUUAUACGAGUGA